Messenger RNA from Raphanus sativus (radish), 1062 nucleotides. RefSeq lists its product as uncharacterized. The transcript has 5 exons. The record is from RefSeq and is a predicted model, not a curated record. NCBI's taxonomy places the organism in Eukaryota, Viridiplantae, Streptophyta, Magnoliopsida, Brassicales, Brassicaceae. Gene Ontology annotation, biological process: proteolysis. Bases 167 to 826 code for a protein of 219 amino acids. Gene Ontology annotation, cellular component: cytosol. Gene Ontology annotation, molecular function: pyroglutamyl-peptidase activity.
UUCAUUCCCCGACGCAAGUGGCAUUCUCGCAGAUAAUAAAUUCGUAAUCGUCUUUACAUUAUUCGUCGGAAGAAACAACCAAAAAAAGAAAAAGAAAAAAACAGUUUCGUUACGUCUUUUACACAACCCCAGAAGUCAAAAAGACAAAACCUUUCGAGAGAUUCAGAUGGGUUCUGAAGGGCCAAAAGCUAUUACGAUUCACGUGACUGGUUUCAAGAAGUUUCUCGGUGUCUCCGAGAACCCUACUGAGAAAAUAGCCAAGAAUCUGAAGUCGUAUGUGGAGGAGAAACGAGGGUUGCCUUCUGGGUCGAGUCUUGGUAGCUGCACUGUCCUUGAGGCUGCAGGGGAAGGUGCAAAGUCUCAUCUUUAUGAGGUUUUGGAGUCCUACACUGUUGUCUCUGGUGAUAAGACCAGCAAUGCAACUGUUGUUUGGCUUCAUCUUGGAUUAAACAGCGGAGCGACAAAGUUCGCCAUUGAAAGGCAAGCAGUGAACGAAGCUCAUUUCCGUUGUCCUGACCAAUUAGGCUGGCAACCACAGCGGAUUCCUAUUGUUAUUGAAGAUGGAAGCAUUACAAAGGCAAAAGAGACUUCGUGUUCGACAGAGUCGAUUCUCAAGUUACUGAAGAACAAAGGUUUCGAUGUGGUUGAAUCAGACGACGCUGGAAGGUUCGUGUGCAACUAUGUGUAUUAUCAUUCUCUGAGGUUCGCAGAGCAGAAGGGACACAAGUCCCUGUUUGUUCACGUUCCACUGUUCUCAAAAAUCAAUGAAGACACUCAGAUGCAGUUCGUGGUCUCUCUCUUGGAGGCAAUUGCAACUACUUGCUAAGUUGUUUAAUAUCUACUACGAUGGUAUAUAAGUAUAUCAUGUAUAUCCGUCUACGGAAGCAUUGUCUUCUUUUGUUGGGAAGGGGUUGGGGGUGUUGUAGCUUUGUGAUAUAAAGACGAUUUGCUUUUGGCUCUGAAGCUUUCCGGGUCUUAGUGAAAGCAUAAGAAGGAAAGAGCCUUUUGUAAUCAAAAAUAAAUUCUCUCAUUCAAAAUAUCGGAGGUUGGAUUUUUAUGUCA